GAAACCUAAACUUCUUCCAAAGAGUUAGUGUGUCCAUCGAUGUUGCUCAUGCACUUAAAUGUCUACACCACCAUUGUGAAACAUCAAUCAUUCAUUGCGACCUCAAGCCAAACAAUAUUCUACUCAAUGAGGAAAUGGUUGGUCAUCUAAGUGACUUUGGAUUGGCAAAAAUCAUUUCUUCAGACAUGCUUAACUAUUUUUCUCAUCAUUCAAGCUCCCUUGGGUUAAGAGGAACAAUUGGUUAUGCUCCACCAGAAUAUGCCAUGGGAAGCAAGUUGUCAACAAAAGGUUAUGUGUAUAGCCAUGGCAUUCUCUUGCUGGAGAUGUUUACGGGGAAAAGGCCGACUCAUGAUAUGUUCGAAGAAGAUUUCAGCAUUCACAACUUUGUUGCGGCAGCUUUGCCUGAUCGGGUGACUGAAAUUAUUGAUCCCAUCUACACAAGGAAGAAUUGCAGAUGUCACUCUUAA
Hibiscus syriacus is the source of this 467-nucleotide messenger RNA. RefSeq names its product probable LRR receptor-like serine/threonine-protein kinase At3g47570. Lineage: Eukaryota; Viridiplantae; Streptophyta; Magnoliopsida; Malvales; Malvaceae. The record is from RefSeq and is a predicted model, not a curated record. Gene Ontology annotation, molecular function: ATP binding; protein kinase activity. Gene Ontology annotation, biological process: protein phosphorylation. The transcript has 2 exons. The coding region runs from base 135 to 467 and encodes 110 amino acids.